AUGGAGUCCUCUUCCCGAGCGCCUCCCCCGCCGGAACAGCAGCCGGCGCCGCCCGACUCCGCCGACUCCGACGGCUCCGACGGCUCUCCCAACAAGCGCAUCCGCUUGGAACCCACUCCCCAUCCGCCGCUCCCGACGGCACAGCAGGCAGCGUCGUCCGACUCCGCUGCCGAUCCCCCGCACCGCGAAGUAGCUGCUACCCUCCCCACACGGCAAACCCUAGUGCCGUCUUCCACCUCCAAGCCGAACCCCCCCCCGCCGCCGCCACCGCCGUCGGCACCGCCGGCGCCCCGUUCCGCCAAGACCGUCCCCGCCCACCCCCUUUCCUCCCUUCUCCAGAGAUUUCCCUCUCACGAAGUCGGACCUGUCGACAACCCGCCACCGCCAUCGGCACCGGCGGCACCCCGCUCCGCCAAGCCCAGCCCCACCCACCGCCUUUCCUCCCUUCUCCAGAGUUCCCCCUCUCACGUAGUCGGACCUGUCAACGACCCAGCGCCGCCGCCGGCGAUCUCCAUACUCAACCGAGCGGCGAGGGAGGACCCACCGCCGCCCGUCAAGAAACUCGAAGCCGCCGCCCCCGGAGACGCUGAGAAGGGAUCGGGGGUGGUCUCGUGGAUUCUCCACCGGCGGAAGCGUGGAGAGGCGAUCGCGAAGGUGGCGAUCCUCGCCCGUCUCUCCGCCGUGGUUCUGUCCUUGGUCUCCUUCUCCGUGAUGGCCGCCAAUCGGACAAAGGGUUGGGCAGGGGACUCCUUCGACCGCUACAUGGAGUACCGGUAGAAGCCCUCUUUCUCCUGUCGCCAUUAAUGUCCAUAUCAAGGCCUGAUCCUCGUCCUGCUUGUUUGUGGGGGGAGUUGCAGGUUCUGCAUCACAGUGAACAUCCUCGCCUUUGUCUACUCGGGAUUCCAAGCCUACGCGCAGGUCCACCGUCUCAUCAGCGACAAGGACAUCAUCCCCCUGCCCAUACGGCUCUACUUCGACUUCGCCAUGGAUCAGGUGAGCUUCCUGAACCUGCCCAAAACCAUAGGAACCAUCCAUGAUCGUCUUUGAGCUGCCGCAGGUGUUGGCAUACCUCCUGAUCGCGGCGGCGACUGCAGCGGCCACCAGGAACACCGACUGGGUGACCAACUGGGGAAGCGACCCCUUCACGGUGAUGGCCAACGGGUCCAUCUCCGUCUCCUUCCUCGCCUUCGCGGCGCUCGCCAUCAGCGCACUGAUAUCCGCCUUCAUCCUCUUCAGCAAGAUCCCCUGA
Spirodela intermedia is the source of this 1249-nucleotide messenger RNA. The record is from the annotation of a GenBank genome assembly. Lineage: Eukaryota; Viridiplantae; Streptophyta; Magnoliopsida; Alismatales; Araceae.